Messenger RNA from Acipenser ruthenus (sterlet), 1303 nucleotides. RefSeq names its product growth arrest and DNA damage-inducible protein GADD45 alpha-like. Gene Ontology annotation, cellular component: cytoplasm; nucleus. Bases 166 to 645 code for a protein of 159 amino acids. The transcript has 4 exons. Gene Ontology annotation, biological process: regulation of cell cycle. The record is from RefSeq and is a predicted model, not a curated record. NCBI's taxonomy places the organism in Eukaryota, Metazoa, Chordata, Actinopteri, Acipenseriformes, Acipenseridae.
AUUGUUCGUCGUUUGCUCGAAAUUUAUCUGCUGAACACCGGUUUCUUCUCACGUAGACAAGAGUUGUCAUUGAUCUGUAAGGGUCUGAGAAAGACGCUUGUGGGAACUAUAACUUACACUCAUUUUCAAAAAGCCUGUCUUACUAGAAAAUACUUGGAUUACUUCAUGUGCAAUAUGACUUUUGAGGAACUAAGUGGAGAUCAGACUACAGAAAGCAUGGAUACAGUGGGGAAAGCCCUUGAAGAAGUUAUUAGCUCUGCAUUACCUCAAGGAUGCAUAACUGUUGGCGUUUACGAGGCGGCAAAGUCACUCAACGUUGAUCCAGACAAUGUGGUUUUAUGUUUGCUGGCUACAGACGAAGAGGAUUCCCAGGACGUUGCUCUGCAAAUCCAUUUCACCUUAAUUCAGGCAUUCUGCUGUGAAAAUGACAUUAACAUCUUAAGGGUGAACAACAUGAGGUGUCUGGCAGAGCUCGUGGGUGGAGUGAAGCAAGGAGGGGAGCCCAUGGACCUCCACUGUGUUUUAGUCACUAAUCCACACGGAUCUACAUGGAAAGAUCCAGCUCUGAGCAAAGUGAAUGGAUUCUGCAAAGAGAGCCGCUGUUUGGACCAGUGGGUGCCGGUGAUUAACCUUCCAGAAAGAUGAUGCAAAGGGGAAACAAAGACUUUUUCAAGGAAUCACACUGGAUUUGCGUAAUUCUCAGGAGAAAAUCCCCCAAGCUGAUGCAAAACAUUUUAUAAAGUGACCAGGAGGGGAUGGAGUUCAGUUCAACUACAGGAAUGGAUGCUCUGCCCAGUGAAGAGUUGUGACCUGGCAGUUUGGGCACCGCUAGGACUGGGGGGGGGGGGAAACAAAACAAGUUCAGUUAAAACUGAUUUGUACAGAGAAACAGAUACAGGAAACAGAAUCUUGUGGGGGGCCUAAUCAGCAUUUACUGGAAAGAGAUUUGACAUGUGUGAUCUGGUAAACAGCAGGAUUGAUGCAGUAGCGGUGACAUGUGGUUUGGGACUGAUUUAAGGAGAUGUGAUGGAGUCAAGGAUUUUUUUUAUAUAUAUAUAUAUAUUUGAGAAUUUAAUAUUAUUUAAUGGGGGGGCUAAAGAAUAGGAAACAUGGAAUUUAAUGUUUUAGUUUUUUUCAUUGAGAAAUGUUAAUAUUCUGGCCUUUCUUUCAGAAUGUGCUUUUGAAGUUAUUUAAUUUUUUAUAUGAAUUCAAAUGUAUUUGUGUUUACAUUUUCAAACAUCAUAAUACCUGUAAAUAACUGGCAUGAUUGUAACAUUUGUUUUAAUAAACUAUUUAAACUCAA